Molecule: messenger RNA, 724 nt
Organism: Symbiodinium sp. CCMP2456
Lineage: Eukaryota; Dinophyceae; Suessiales; Symbiodiniaceae
Source: the annotation of a GenBank genome assembly
AUGGAACCCUCAUCGAGCAUAACAUCAUUGUCAAUAUGGAGCAUUGGAGUGGCGAUCUUCCUGCUGCACUGGGGGGUGUUCUUUGAUGAUUUCAUUGGAUGCGAGACACCGGUGCUCUCCAAGCUUUUUGAGCUGUGCGCAGAUGGCCUCUUCAUGAUCCUUGGAUGGACAACGGCAGCUGACAAAGGAGCUGUCGCGCCAUGUUUCCAGGGGAGGUGCAUCACUGACCGAUCAUGCUAUACUUGGCACUUGUAUGUGGAUGCUUCAAAUGACAAUGAGAAGGCGGGCAUCGGAGGGAUACUUCUUUCUGAAGCUGGUUCUUACAUCGGCCAUUUCAGCGAAUAUCUUGACGAGUCUGCAAAGGGCAUCCUUAACACGUCCGAAAGCGAGAAUCCGAUCUUCGAGCUUGAGUGCUUUGCCAUUUGGUGUGGCAUUUGGACGUGGGCACGGCUCUUCCGAAAUACUCAGGUGAUCAUCUUCACUGACAACGAAGGCGCUCUCUACAGCAUGGUGAACGGCAGGAGUACUAAUGAUGCUGGGAGUCGGAUCGUUUCAUCCACGCAUAGACUGCUUGAUGAACAUUUUGUCAACUCUUGGUUCGAGAGGGUGAAUACCUUCUCCAACUUGGCCGAUGAGCCAUCGCGCGGGAUUUCCAAAACCGAAUGGGGUGCUCGAGCUGCCAUUGAUUGCGAUCGCCUCGCUCAGAUGGCAAUUGGAUCAGGGG